This is a messenger RNA of Rhodotorula graminis WP1, 1508 nucleotides long. RefSeq lists its product as uncharacterized. The transcript is spliced from 5 exons. Gene Ontology annotation, cellular component: peroxisomal membrane. Lineage: Eukaryota; Fungi; Basidiomycota; Microbotryomycetes; Sporidiobolales; Sporidiobolaceae. Bases 1 to 1461 code for a protein of 486 amino acids. Gene Ontology annotation, molecular function: zinc ion binding. Gene Ontology annotation, biological process: protein import into peroxisome matrix. The record is from RefSeq and is a predicted model, not a curated record.
AUGUCGUCGCCCGCGCCGCAAGCUGGGCCCUCGAGCGCACGCACACCCGACCUCGACCGCUUCUGGCACCCUCCACCACCCUCGACAGCCCGCCUGCCGGCCCUGCGCGCGACCCUCGCCAAGGUGCCCUCGCCCGCCCUGCGCAUCUCGCGCGUCGCCCAGCUCGACGCCAGCCUGCUCGAUGGCGAGCUCGAGGGCAUCCUCCAUGCGCCGGUAAAGGCGGCACUCGAUGGCGUGCGCCCCGCAGGCGCACGCAGCUUCGAGCCCGAGUUCCUCGCGCUGUUGCGACUCGCCAUCCUGCGCAUGUCGCUGUGGGACCGCGGCGCCACGUACGGCUCGACGCUCCAGAACCUGCGGUACCGCAACGAGGGCCGCCAUGCAAAGGGCUUGCAAGGCGCCGCGACCGACUCGACCCUGUCGCGCGUGCAGAAGUUCGCCUACACGCUCCUCGUCGUGGUCCCGCCCUACCUGCACUCGCGCCUCCAGGACCAGAUGCUCACCUCGUCCUGGGCCGACGAACCCCUCCCGCGCUCGUGGUUCGCCCUCGUCGACCUGCGCCGGCUCCUCAAGCGGGGCGCGAGGCGUGACGACGAGAUGAUCCAGUGGAGGCGCGAGUGGAAGAGGACCGGGUGGGAGCUCCUCGGCGUCGCAGAGCGCCUGUCGGCCGUCCUCGGGCUCGCCAACUUUCUUGUUUUCCUCUACAAUGGCCGGUACCGCACGCUCAUCGACCGGGUCCUCCAGAUGCGGCUCGUCUACUCGCAACGAGCGUUCGUGCCCAACGUGUCGUUCGAGUUCCUCAACCGCCAACUCGUGUGGGAGGCCUUCACCGAAUUCCUCCUGUUUCUCCUCCCGCUCGUCAACAUGCAUCGCUUGCGCCUGCGCCUCACCAAAGCCGUCUCGUCGCGCGCGAGCAAGUCGACCGCCCUGCGCCUGCUCGCGUCGGCCCUCCCCGCCCCGGUCGCCGGCACCCUCGGCCUCUCGUCCCUGCGGUCCUCCUCCUCGUCGUCGAACAAUACAGGCCCUCUCGCGCCGAGCGACAAGCCGCACGGCCCGCUCGCGUUCCUCCCGCCGCACACGUGCCCCGUGUGCUACUCGCGCUCGACCGCCCCGCCGACGCACCUCCCCUCUGCGUCGUUCGCCGACCCGACGCUCCCCUCGGCGUCGCUCCUCCACCACACGGGCGGCGCAGGCGGUCCGGCGGCAGGCGACGGCGACACGUCGGUCAAAGUGCCCUACGUCGCCGACUGCAGGUUCGCGUGCCGGUACUGCUACUACUGCGUCGUUGGCGCGCUCGCAAAGGCCGACGACGAGGCCGACGACGCGUGGACGUGCCUCAGGUGCGGCGAGGAGGUGCAUGGCGCGAGGCGGGAGGAGGUCGAGCCGGCGCAAGACGACGAGGAGGAGGAGGAGGAGGAGGACGAGCGAGCAGGGGGCGCGAGCGCAGAUGGGCCCGAGCCGUAGAGCUUCGCUCUCUCUCGAGGGCGAGCAAUGUAUCUCAAUGAUAGAUC